This is a messenger RNA of Acyrthosiphon pisum (pea aphid), 781 nucleotides long. RefSeq lists its product as uncharacterized. The record is from RefSeq and is a predicted model, not a curated record. Bases 82 to 411 code for a protein of 109 amino acids. Lineage: Eukaryota; Metazoa; Arthropoda; Insecta; Hemiptera; Aphididae. The transcript has 4 exons.
AGUAUUUGGACACUUUUAACAUAUAUUAACGUAGCCAGAGAAUGUACAAUAAUCGUAUCGGCUUCCAAUAAUUUUUUCUUUAUGGAAACGGCAGUUACGCACAUUGGAAUAUUGAUGAAUGGAAAAAUUAUAAGAGAAGACACUACGAAAAAUCUUAUGGAAAAAUUUAAAACGUCUUGCAUAGAAGAUUUGUUCGCAGAAAUAAUAUUUGCCAAAGAUAAACUGCACAGAAAUACCUUGGCAAAAAGAAUCAGGAGAUUAUCGAUCUUUAAUGAUCGUAUUUCGCACCAAUAUACGUCAUUACUAAGUUCCACGUUCAAUACGGAACUCGGUGAACCCAAAAAACGAAAAAGCGAACUACAGGCACUAAUACUAAAAAACAUUUGGACUUUGAUCAGAAUGUAUUCGUAAGCGUCCUUUUACGAUUUUAACUUAAUAAAAUAUUAGUACCUAUUAAAUAAGUUAACACCUAUUUACCUAUAUACUUACAUUUAUAAAUGCGAUGUCAUUGCAAUAAUGCAAUUAUAUAUCUACGCCGAUCAUAAUCAGUAAUCACCAUGUUAAAUGUUUGUAAGAAAAUAAUCUUGAUUUUGUGCCACGCAUACAAAUACUGGGUGAUCCAUUUAACGUAAGAUUUUUCGUUAAGUAUUUCAGAAAACAUUAACCUUUUUUUUUACUUUUUUAUCUUCGUACUUGGAGAGAGUAUUUAGAUCUAUCAAAAUAAAAUUUUGGAAAAUCAGAUUAUUAGUUAUAACUAUUAUAGGUAUUUAAAAACCCUGUA